This is a messenger RNA of Diabrotica balteata, 1488 nucleotides long. The record is from the annotation of a GenBank genome assembly. Lineage: Eukaryota; Metazoa; Arthropoda; Insecta; Coleoptera; Chrysomelidae.
AUGUCUUUCCGUGUGGUGCGCAGUUCCAAAUUCCGCCAUGUCUAUGGCCAAGCUUUAAAAAGGGAACAAUGCUAUGAUAAUAUUCGUGUUUCUAAGAGUUCAUGGGAUUCAACUUUUUGUGCUGUGAACCCUAAAUUUUUGGCUAUAAUUGUAGAAAGUGCUGGUGGAGGUGCCUUCAUAGUGUUACCCCACAAUAAGGUAGGUCGCAUCGCUGCUGAUCAUCCGCUGGUAGGUGGUCAUAAAGGUCCUGUUCUGGACAUCGCCUGGUGUCCUCAUAAUGAUAAUGUGAUAGCUAGUGGGUCCGAAGAUUGCGUUGUCAAAGUAUGGCAUAUACCAGAUCAUGGCCUUAUCAAAACAUUAACAGAACCAGUCGUUGAUUUAGUUUAUCACCAACGUAGAGUCGGUCUCGUAUUAUGGCAUCCAACAGCAUUAAACGUACUUCUUACUGCUGGCAGUGACAAUCAUGUAGUUAUUUGGAACGUUGGAACCGGGGAAGCCUUAGUUGAAAUUGACUGCCAUCCUGAUAUUGUUUACAGUGCCUGCUUUAAUUGGGAUGGAUCAAAAUUAUUAACAACGUGUAAAGAUAAGAAAAUCAGAAUAAUUAAUCCACGAACUGGAGAAGUAGAAGCUGAAGAUCUGGCACAUGAAGGUUCUAAAGCGACAAGAGCAAUAUUUUUAAGGCACGGUCUAGUGUUCACGACAGGUUUCUCGAAGAUGUCUGAAAGACAAUAUAGUCUACGUACACCGGAUUGUUUGGGGGAACCAAUUGUAAUGGUAGAAUUAGAUACAUCAAAUGGUGUUAUGUUUCCACUGUACGACCCAGAUGCAAAUUUAGUUUUCCUUUGCGGUAAAGGCGAUUCUGUGAUUAGGUAUUUUGAAAUAACGGCAGAACCACCAUUCGUUCAUUAUAUUAAUACCUUCCAAACACCCGAUCCACAAAGAGGAAUUGGGAUGAUGCCAAAGAGAGGAUGUGAUGUAACGUCCUGUGAAAUUAGUCGUUUUUAUAGACUCAACAACUCCGGUUUAUGCCAAGUAAUAACCAUGACAGUGCCUAGAAAAUCAGAGCUUUUCCAAGAAGACUUAUACCCGGAUACUAUAGGAGAUCAAGCGGCACAAACCGCAGACGAAUGGAUCGGUGGUCAAGACGCGGAGCCAAUUUUAAUAUCAUUAAAAGACGGAUACAAACCCCCAGAAUCAAAAUCUUCUCUAUCCGUAUCUAAACGAAGUAAUUUGUUGGACAAAAUUCCACCUAAAGGCGGAAAGGCUAGUAGUCAGGCUGCAAAUGCGGCGGAGAAUAAAACUCUUCAAGAGUUUGCGGAUGAAAUUAGAAAACUGAAGGCUAUGAUAGUAAAGCACGAGAAUAGGAUUCGGGCCCUUGAAGCGGAAGUAGCGCUGAAAAAAGCUGUCACUGCUGACGAUGACGACGGCCCAGGAGGCGGUGAUGGACUGAACGCAGCGCCAGCUGAAAUGGCUUCGGACGAAGUGUGA